Panicum virgatum (switchgrass) is the source of this 1440-nucleotide messenger RNA. RefSeq names its product phosphomannomutase. The transcript is spliced from 11 exons. Bases 447 to 1196 code for a protein of 249 amino acids. NCBI's taxonomy places the organism in Eukaryota, Viridiplantae, Streptophyta, Magnoliopsida, Poales, Poaceae. Gene Ontology annotation, cellular component: cytosol. Gene Ontology annotation, biological process: mannose metabolic process; GDP-mannose biosynthetic process; protein N-linked glycosylation. Gene Ontology annotation, molecular function: phosphomannomutase activity. The record is from RefSeq and is a predicted model, not a curated record.
UGCCCUUAGCUGUUCCGGAAAAAAAAAACGCCAAUCGUUCGCAAUCCCGUCUCUCCUACGCACCCCCGCCCAACCCCGCCGCCCUGCAUCGCCAUCCCGGCCGCCGCCCUCGUCCCCAUCCCGGCCGGCGCCUUGGUGCGCAUCCACGGCCGACGCGGCGCAAGAUCCGGCCGCUCCGGCGCUCCGACGCCCGUCAGGCCAAUAGCAGUGCGCGCGGCUGCGUCCUCCCCACCCCACGCACAGAUCCCGAAGCCGACGCCUUGCCCGCGACGACUGCACAGUCCACGGUCCACACGCACAUGCAAAGCGCGGCGGGUCGCAUGCGCAUCUAGAUCCUCGCGCCAUUGGAACCAACGCCAUCUUCUACCCGGGUUCGGGCGCCGUACCCCUUCUUAUUACCACGCUGCUUCGUCCUCUGCUCCUCGUAGUCUAGCGGACGGGCGGCGAUGGCUGCGGCGGCGAGGAAUGCGGGCGUCCUCGCGCUCUUCGACGUCGACGGCACCCUCACAGCGCCGCGCAAGGUGGUGACGCCUGAGAUGCUAGAGUUCAUGAAGCAGCUGCGCCAGCAUGUCACUGUUGGCGUGGUGGGCGGAUCCGAUCUGGUAAAGAUUACUGAGCAGCUCGGCAGGACAGUUAUUACUGACUACGAUUACGUCUUCUCUGAAAAUGGUCUAGUUGCACACAAGAACGGAGAGCUAAUUGGAACUCAAAGUUUGAAAUCAUUUCUUGGAGAAGACAAGCUGAAGGAAUUUAUUAACUUCACCCUUCAUUACAUUGCUGAUUUGGACAUUCCAAUUAAAAGAGGUACCUUCAUAGAGUUCCGAAGUGGAAUGAUUAAUGUUUCUCCGAUUGGGAGAAACUGUAGCCAAGAAGAACGUGAUGAAUUCGAGAAGUACGAUAAGGUGCAUAACAUUCGACCUAAAAUGGUAUCUGUGCUUCGUGGAAAGUUUGCUCACUUGAACUUGACAUUUUCUAUUGGAGGGCAGAUUAGUUUUGAUGUAUUUCCCCAAGGUUGGGACAAAACUUACUGUUUGAGAUAUCUUGAGGAAUUUCAAGAAAUCCAUUUCUUUGGGGAUAAGACCUAUAAGGGUGGCAAUGAUUUCGAGAUAUUUGAAUCUGAAAGAACAGUUGGCCAUACAGUUACCAGCCCUGAUGACACAGCACAGCAGUGCAGAUCUCUGUUCAUGGCAAAGUAAUCUUCAGCCUAUUUACAACACAUUCAUUCACUCGAAUUUUAUCAUGUGCUCAAGGAUAAGAUAAUGGCUUACCAGAUCUUUCAUUUAAAGCAUCCUUUUGCAUUUUUCUUAAUGGCCACAUCACUUGCUACCAUUUUUUUUCCCUUCCAAGUCCAAACAGGUUGUACUGCUUCACAUUCACAGAUGUUCAGACUGCAUGUGUACACUUCGUGAAAAUAAAUGAAAAUUACCUAUUUUUACUGUA